Phytophthora sojae is the source of this 2196-nucleotide messenger RNA. RefSeq lists its product as hypothetical. Lineage: Eukaryota; Oomycota; Peronosporomycetes; Peronosporales; Peronosporaceae. The transcript is spliced from 2 exons. Bases 1 to 2196 code for a protein of 731 amino acids. The record is from RefSeq and is a predicted model, not a curated record.
AUGGCUCACAUCGAGACCAAGGACCCGUUCGGCUUCGUGGGCUCUCACGUCGUGCGGAGGCAGCCCAAGAAGGGCGGGGAGGAGCACGGGUGGCUUACGCGCUACGAUGAGACCUUGGACUGCUACACGCUGUUCGUGCCCGGUGGAGGGGAGCCUAGGUUGCUCGCACGAGGAGAGGUGAUGAAGUUCCUGUCGGCACCUAACAUCGAGCUUCACGACGACGACCAGGACGAAUUCCCCCCUCCUGUGAAGGACACCACUACUAGUCGGUAUCUUGGUGUGAAGCUACGCCGGCCUCGGCAACGAUCAAGUGAAGGUGAAAGCUACGUGGACGAUGACGUUCGCGGUCAAGUGACGAGCUUCUUGCCGUUCGGUGAUCGUUACUGUGUGGAGUAUGAGGACGGGUCGACAGAAGAGGUGUCGGAGUCGGCUGUCAUCGACGGCAUGCUCGCACUGAUAAAGUCGCCGUUCUUCUCGUCGCCUAGCCGGAAGAAGACACGAACUGGGUCUAUCCGAACCAGGCAAGGCAGUGACUACUUAGAUGAUAAUGAAGUCGCGCCAGCUCGACGGAAGCGACCGCGCGUCGAAUCUGUAAGCGAUGUUGGCGUCGAACCGAUCCCAGCUGAAGACGUAGUCACUGUGGAGGACGAUUCUGAAAAGCAAAAGGAAGAUGAUGUCGUUAUUGUCGAUCAAACGGAGCCGGAAUCUAGCGUGAGUGAUGAAGCCGAGCCGGCGCCUAAUAUUUUGGAGAUUAUGAGCAGCACAAUGGGCAGCGCUACUCGAGAAAAUGCGCUGGAAAUGGCAAGUCAUCCCGUGGAAGAACCCAUGGAGGUUGGUGAUGGAGAUCUGGCAGAUCCAGAUGAUGGAGUGGAGACUGUCGAGAGUCGAAAAGAACCGGGCCCCACUGCGGCUGCAGCUGAUGCAGCAGCGUCGGACGCGCCGCAAACCGAGAAGAAGAAAGAAGUACCGUUUUAUAUCAUUGACAAGAAGCCGCACGAGGCCACAGAGCCACUCCCGAAGCGCGCCAUGGCCUUCGAGCUGUUACGCGCUUCACUGCUGAAUCUACUGGACCGACGUGAGGCGACUGCCGUGAAGAUGGCUAUGCAGUAUGACUUGCUCCGAAACACUGAUGUUCGAGAUCGCGACGCCGUGAUACGCUUCAUGGAGUCUGAUGGCUUGGUUGUGCUGAAUCACUUGUUGAACUCGUUCGCGACCGAAGUUCUUGAUGACGAGGAUGAAGAGUCAAACGAAAGCGAUGCGAUUGAGUCGCCGGAAAAUAUUCGCGAGCGGAUGGAGCGUGACGAUGAGCUGCUCCACGUGUUGAAAAUUGUGGCGAUGCUUCCGACGCCUGCAAGAAAUGACGUGAUCGCAUCAAACAUUGGUAAAACGAUCAACUACCUGAGUAAAACUCGUGGGCCGCCAGGGCGGAAGAGCCCCCUACCGAAAUGCAUCAUGGAUCUCGCGAAAUGGAUCAAAAGCUCCUGGAUCAAGAACAUCCCGGCAGCUCCGAAGACGUCAUCACCAAAGGCGGCUACGAAUACUCAAUCGGCACCUAGUCGACCCCAGCAGCAAGCUCGACGUGGUGGACGCGGAGGUUCGCUUGGCCGUCCGAGCCGACGACAACCGCCAUCACAGCGACUACAGCGCGAAGCCUCAUCAGCUCCAAGGCAUCCACCGGAGUACCACCAGGUUCCGAUAGAUAACACGCCGAUCCCAAGACUGACACGGCCUCCAUCUCAACAGCCACCGCCGCCAGCUGCACCCGCACAAGCCCCGGUCCCGCGUCGUGUGACCGGCGGCCUGAAGCCCGACUGGAUGAGGCAGAAGGAGAAUCUGUCACGCUCGCGCUUCUGCAUUGUUGACAACACCAACGCUGACACGAGACUAUACCACGACAGCAGAGCACGUCCGAUCACCAACGUGCCUGUGGUUGCCUCGUCGUCUCAAGUGCCCACGCAACCGGAUCCAAAUCCAGACCAGCCCGAGGAUGCAGGAGGCCCAGAUGGAGUCUUUGGACGACCCCAGAGACUCCGCUUCGGCAAACGGUGGAGAACACAAGAGUUCAUGAUAAAUGACCCCCCUGGUAUACUGACGCAACCCCCGGGGUCGUACUCGAUGCCCUCCUAUGGCCGCUCACAAUACUCGGACGAGUAUCCAGUGUUAGUACCUCGAAGUUUAAGACUGCAGGCCAGUUAA